UUAAUAGAAAGAAGAAACUUUUAGUUAGAAAUUUGAUUCAGAGCUUGAAGGGUUCUGGUAGUCGUGAAAGAGAAAAAAUUUCUUGAACAUAUGUUUUUCUUAGGACAAACUUUUUUUCCAUUUUGUAAUUUAAUCAUUUUUGGCUUAUCACAUGUUCCAUUUCACAUGAAUAAAAAUGACUAAAAUGUCGAUUACCUAUUCACGAAAUAAUUUUUUUGCCGUUACCAUUCUUCUUCUCAAUUUUGCAGCUAUUUCACACACUCUGAGCGAAACUCAAAAACGAGAGAUUCUCGAUAUCCACAAUAAGUACAGGAACAAUUUGGGAUGGAAAGACCGAACUGGGACCAGAUUUAGCGGUCAGGCCCAGAACAUGCGGGUCCUUAAUUGGGAUUCUCGACUGGAAGAAACCGCGGAAGAGGUAGCCGGGUUGUGCCGUAGAACCCACAUCGGCUUGUAUGGACCCCGCGUUGGUCUGCUGGAAAACGAGAUAGGGCCUAUAGGGGAGAAUUUGUACUUUGCAGACGGGUUCUCAGAAGAUCGAAACGUCGUCGCAUUGGUGAAUAAAUGGUACAGUGAAGUGCACAAAUAUGAAUGGGAAAACCACAGCUGCAGAGAUGACGUGCAUUGUCUCAACUUCACCCAAAUGAUCUGGGCCGACAGCGAAAUUCUGGGAUGUGCCCAGGCCAGGUGCGAAGACUCGGAGCAGACGGAAGUGUGGACCAAGUUUGUGUGUCACUAUGGACCCACUGGAAAUGUAUUCAACCAGGUUCCAUUCCAGUCUGCUCCAAACAACGAUGCAGAUAAUAUCUGCACUGAGCCUGGUCUGGUUAUCGAUGAGGUGUACCCUAAAUGUUGCUCGGAGAUAUAGAUAUAACUUACUCAAGAGAUAAAAACAAACUCUGAUGAUUGAAUGGACGAGUGUGGAUUUGUUCAAUUGGUUAAGGAAUGAUGUAGGUUUUGGAUGAAAUGUCUGUGACAUCAGUUUAUGGAUACGUUGUAAAAAAAAGAAAACGUCGGUUUUAUAAAAAAUUAGGUGCUUUAUCGGGUGACAGAGCAAGUAGCA
Messenger RNA from Symsagittifera roscoffensis, 1063 nucleotides. RefSeq lists its product as uncharacterized. Bases 176 to 868 code for a protein of 230 amino acids. The transcript has 3 exons. NCBI's taxonomy places the organism in Eukaryota, Metazoa, Xenacoelomorpha, Acoela, Convolutidae. The record is from RefSeq and is a predicted model, not a curated record.